AGACACGCACAUAGGUGUGUUAUUAUUAUACGUCAUAUGUAAGUUUGCACCUAUAUAUAAAUGCGAGUUCAGUAUUCAAAGGGCCUGCACCAAGAAGCUUUGAGUUGUCGAGAAAAAUGGCUGGUUUGUUUGAUAAGCAAGCAGAGGUUUACCUGGAUGCAAGACCAACAUAUCCAGGCGAGUGGUAUUCGAAGCUGGCCGCUCUCACCCCUCACAACUCUUUAGCUUGGGAUGUCGGCACCGGCAAUGGCCAAGCUGCUAUUGGUGUUGCUGAGCAUUAUGAAAAAAUAAUAGGAACCGAUGUGAGUGAGAACCAGUUGAAACUUGCAAGGCCUCAUCCCCGCAUUCGGUAUCUCUAUACUCCAGAAUCUAUCACUGAUGAUGAAUUGGUGGCCUUGAUUGGGGGAGAAAAUUCAGUUGAUUUGGUGACCGUGGCCCAAGCUGUGCACUGGUUUGACCUCCCGAAAUUCUACUCCAACGUGACAAGCCUUCUACGCAAACCAGGAGGCGUAAUUGCUGUUUGGGGAUAUAAUCAGAUUGAAGUGAGCCCCAUUUUUGAUCCCAUAAUGGAUCGCUUCCAUGGCACCACUCUUUCUCAUUGGCACCCGAAAAUACAAUACGUGUUUGAUGGCUAUAAGACACUUCCAUUUCCUUUUGAAAGUGUGGGUUUAGGAUCUGAGGGAAAACCAAUUUUGCUAGAUAUACCAAAGAAGCUGUCAUUUGAGGGAUUCUUGAGAUUCCUGAGGUCUUGGUCUGCAAUCACUGCCGCAAAGGACCAAGGCGUUGACUUGUUAUCUGAUGGUGUGGUUAAAGAGUUUGAACGUGCUUGGGGAGGGCCUGGAUUGGUCAGAUCUGUCGUCUUUAAGGUCUUUAUGAUUGCCGGAAAAGUAAAGCUGUAAUUUUCCUUUCUCAAGUUAAGCAACCUCCUAGAUUUUGUUGUCUGGAAUAUUGAUGCAGGAGAAGGUCCAAACUGAGAGAGAGAGAGAGAGAGAAGACAACCCUUGGGGAGAGAAAGCAAGAAGCAGAGACACGUUAGUAAAUCAUAAUCUUGUCCAUGACAUAUGUUUUUAACUGUAGAUUUCAAGGAAGUUAUGUGAGAACGUCUACUUGUGAACAAGACAGAAUUUUAUG
This is a messenger RNA of Juglans microcarpa x Juglans regia, 1131 nucleotides long. Its product is annotated as putative methyltransferase DDB_G0268948. Bases 117 to 899 code for a protein of 260 amino acids. Lineage: Eukaryota; Viridiplantae; Streptophyta; Magnoliopsida; Fagales; Juglandaceae. Gene Ontology annotation, molecular function: S-adenosylmethionine-dependent methyltransferase activity. The record is from RefSeq and is a predicted model, not a curated record. The transcript has 3 exons.